AUGACAGAGGCAAUUAAUAUUGAUCCUAAUGAGGAUCUUCAGUCUGGAAAGGAAUAUGAGACACUGGAACAAGGUUCUAUAUCAAAUGUUCAAGUUGAACUUAUAUCAAGAUUUUUAUCGGAGUGUCCGCAAGCAGCUUUAAAUGUACACAAGUACCUGCAGAAAAAUUAUUCAAAGUCAAAUCAGCAACAACAACAACUCAUGCAACCAGUGAAUUCAACACCGAAACGCGGUCAUCCUCUAGAUGAAAGCGGAGGUUCGAUCAGCAACGGAAGAGGCCUCCGUAAAUAUCCUCGAAGGGGUAUUGACAAUAAUUCACAUAAGCACUCACAUAAUGUACAACAAGAAAUUAAUCUACAAACACAGCAACCAUCGUCUUCGAUGUCGUCAGAUGUAAGACAACAUCAAGAGAUAAAUCAAGAUAAUACGAAUCGUAAACGAAUUUCUUUUAAUCAACUGAAGCACGCGGUAUCGUCUAAUUUACCAUGUUUCUUUAUUGAAUUCACCUCGGAUGCGAAUCGUAAUAGUAUUCCAACAGCUCUUCAUGCAAGUGAUCUUAUACUGAAAGAACUGCAAACCAAUGGUGUUUUAAUCAAUAGAUUUACAUUAGUAGGAUGGGCAGGAAAAAAGCUAAAGUUAGGUGUUAAUAAUAAAGAAGAUUACGCUACUCUCGUCAGUUCGGAUAAAUGGCCAACAAAGAUAAAUGGAAUUGAUAUUGUGGUCGUGAAACCAAAAUAUAUACCAGAUUCAUUCACUCUCGUCGUCCGUUAUGUACCUAGGGAAUUAGAUGAAAAUUUUGUUUCAAAUGAAAUUCAGCGAACAAUUGCUUCUGCAGAUCGUAUUAAACGUAUUCAUUAUUCAUACCAAAGAAGAACAGAUGAUUAUCGAUUCGAAGUGAAAGAUUAUCGUGAAUAUAAUGCUGUGUUGCAACUGAGGCGAAUUGCAAUAGGUCAUUCGUGGUUAUCGAUCACCAAGUUUUAUCCGGGAAAUCGUUUAACGUACUGCACGAAAUGUUGGCGUAUUGGUCAUUUAAGGAACAAAUGCAGCUCAGAAAGCAAAUGUCGUAUUUGUCUUGAAAGUCUGAAUGUCAAUACUCCUCAUAUGUGUAAAAAUGUACCGAAAUGUGCUCAAUGUGAUGGAGAUCAUCAUUCGUUGGAUAGUCAAUGUCAAGUUUUAAAAGAAUAUAAAGAUCAAUUAAAGGAAGAUGUCGAAGAUGCCAUACAAAAAGGACUAUUACAGCGAUUCUCACCGCAAGAGAAAGCACCUACAUUCGAACGUCGAGAGCAAGACUUUCCACCAUUAGCAGCAAGUGAUAAUCAUUCCAAUAAAAAAUGGAAUACUGCGCUACCACGUACAACUGUUGAGUCGAAUGACUUACGAGCAUCAUAUACUGAUAAAACAAUUGAAUCCAUCAAUGAUAAUCUGACAAAACUAAUCGAUAGUAACAAACGGCUUGAAAAUAAAGUUGAUCUAGUAUCAUCAAGUAUAAAAACCGUUACUCUUGAUAUUCAGCUACAUCAAGCAGUCUUAGCAGAUACUAUCAAUAUUAUGAAAGACUUCAUGCAAUAUGUUAUACCAGCAUCGUUAACUGCUAGCAAAGUUGAAAGAUCAUCUCCUAUAGAUGAAGCUAUGCACCGGCUGAAAACUUGGAAUUUUGCACCUAAAGAUCAGAAAUUAGUAUUAUCUCUUUUAGAUGAAUGGUACACUGGUAGAACCUUGAACACAGUCUUAGAACAAUGGGGAAAUGUUGGAAUAGCUCCUUCACAAACCCAAAAAGAACAUAUUAAGAUCCUAUGUUAUAAUGUCGAAGGUUGGGGUACGCGUGCGCUUGAAGCUAUUGAUUUAGUGUAUCAAAUUCAAGCUUCUAUUGGUAUAUUUACUGAAGUUGGUGAGUUAUGGAACAUGAGCCGAUUACCACAUUUUAACACGUUCUAUCAAAAGGGAACUAACAAGAAUGGAGGAGUAUGUAUAGCAGUAGGGAAGCAUUUGAAAGCGACGCACAUCGAGGUUAACAUUCCGAACACAGUUGUCAUUGAUAUAACAGGUCUAUCAGAACCAGUACGUAUCAUUGGUAUUUACUGGCCCACUAGUCAAGAGCGUGAUCUUGAUGAUGUCUUGCCUUAUGUCGUAGAAGGUACCAUACUAUCAGGUGACUUUAAUGCAACAGUCAAGGAAUGGAAUAGUCCAAUAACUGAUAGAAGAGGUGCGCACGUGAAAGAAUGGAUUAAUGAAAAUAAUCUCAAUUAUAUUCCAUCAACGUCCAACUCAUCUAAGCGCUCUCUACGUAAUAUAGAUUUGUCGUUCUCUAAUAUGAGUACUAUUUCAAGCGAAACAUUGUUUUUUGGCACUAGCGAUCAUUGGCCGAUUGUAUUAUCGUGUGAGAACAUUUUUUUCGAUAUAAACAGUUUUUUUCCUCAUACAAAUUGGAAGGCAUUUGAAGCAGUAAUAACGCUAUUACAAACAUUCUGGAUGAGAGAACAAAAGAAAAAUAGUGCUGAUGAGUGGUACAAACAAUAUAUUCGUUUCAUCGCGGCUGUCAAAAAUAGAGUGACUCAUUGGAAAGAGAGAGAUAAAUAUAAACCAUCAUUACCGAAAUAUAUCAUCGAAAAAUUAAAAGAAAUACGAAAAGUGAGAAAUAGAUAUUAUCAUUUAAGACAUAAGGGAGUUUUUAAUGAGGAAGCGAGGUUGCUAUUACGUACAAUGACGAGAGAGACCAAAGUUGAAGUUGAUAAAUACAAAAAUGCUCAAUGGCAAAAUUUUUUGGUUAACAUUCAAACGUCUUACGAUAAAUCAGAUAAAGCGUUUUGGACACACUUAUCUCGCAUUCACAAAUCGCGUACGCUGCCUUUUUAUAAACUUUCGGAUGGCUCUAAAAUAAUAUCAACUCAACAAGAAAUCACAAACGAACUAUAUCAGUAUUACAGUGAACAGUUUAAAGCAUCUGCUCUGGAUUGUUAUAGUGUACAUGAAACUCAGUUAGACAUGGAAUAUAAAGAGUUGCUAAAUAAAUUAUUAGUAUCAAAAGAUAAAGUCGAAAAAACUAGUGUUUGGGAAAUCUCACGAUUAAUCAAAACGUUAAAGCCAAAGAAGUCAGCAGGUUUUGAUUUGGUGUCAAACUUCAUAAUUAAAAAACUUCCUCCAAGUUACAUCGAGUGCUUAGCAAAUUGCUUUAAUGUAUGGUUAAACGAGUGUCGUUAUCCAGAUGACUGGAAAAUUGCUAAAAUUAUAACCUUAAAUAAGUUGAAAUCGGGUAUCCCAAAGUGUGAACAAACUCGUCCGAUAUCCUUGUUAGCUACACAUUCUAAGCUGUUCGAAAAAGUGCUCUUACUAAGAAUUAGACACUGGGCUGAAACAAAUCGUUUAGUACCCGUAGAACAAUCGGGGUUCCGUCCAAAAUGUCUUCUACCUACUCGCGUUCUGUCAAUAUAUCAGGAAGUCAAAAAUAACAUGGCAGCCAAUAUUCCGACACUAGCGCUUUAUGUCGAUUAUCAAAAGGCUUAUGAUCGUGUAUGGCAUGCCGCUCUUCUGUGUAAACUAGAUAGACUGGGUAUGCCUCUCAACUUAUUGAAAAUGAUUUAUAGUUGGUUAAAAGAUAGAAGAGCUUACGUAGAAUAUGGUGAAAUAACUUCGAAAAUAUUUAAGAUACAUAUAGGACUUCCACAGGGCAGUAGUCUUAGUCCAUACUUAUUUAUAGUGUUUCAUUCAGAUCUAACAAAUUACCUGGGAGCUCAUUCAUGUCAUCUAUUUGCAGAUGAUCUUUGUGUAUUAAUUAGUCCUCCCAUUAUGAGAAACUUAGACCCGAUGAUUGAAUACUUAGAAAAAGAAGGUACACGAAUUUGUAAUCAGGUUCUUAUAUAUUCAAAAAGUGGAAACAACCGUUAAAUGUUUCGAAAACUGUAGUACAACUUUUUCAUACACAAGUAAAAAGACCGAUAGUAAAUGUAACGAUAGACGGAAACAAAAUCGAACUAGUUAGAGAAUUCAAAUACCUAGGUUUUACCUGGACGGAUAAACUAUCGUUGAAACCAACAAUCGAAAAAGCGAUAGAAAAUAUUCAGAGAUCGCUAGGAAAACUAAAAUGGAUGAAAUCUGGUCGCGAAAUGUCAUGUAAAGCUCUCCGGCAAUGUUUUUUCGCAUUCACCUUCCCUCAUUUCGCUUGGCUGUUUCCACUUUUUCCAAUCCUCUCAGAAUCUCAACAAAAUAUAUUGCAACAAAAAUUCCGUGUAGGACUUCGGCUGGUGCAUCGCUGCCCCUUCGUUUCUGCUCAUAAUCUUUUCAAUAUUACCUCAGAACAACCCUUAGAAUUUUAUGUUAAAAAAUAUAUUCAACGAAGACUAAAGACCAUUUACACAACUGAUCUUGGUUCUUCAUUGUUCUAUGAAGAUAUUUUUGGGUGGGAUAACUUUUAUAAAAGAAAAAACGAUCAUCUUGGGCAUUUUUUUUUUUGUUUACGUCGUGUUCGGCAAUUGAAAGAUCGACACGAGUCUUCUCUUUUAAAAUGGU
Molecule: messenger RNA, 4503 nt
Organism: Rotaria sp. Silwood1
Lineage: Eukaryota; Metazoa; Rotifera; Eurotatoria; Philodinida; Philodinidae
Source: the annotation of a GenBank genome assembly